UUUUAGAGUUAUUUGUUGUUCUUCGUCUAUUUAGCAAAAAUACGAAAUAAAUUCUAUUCUACUAAAAAUUGAAUAUGGAAGUUAGUAUAGAUACAUUUGAUAAAAUAUGCCGUGUCUGUUUAAUACAAUGUGCCGAUAUGAAAUCCCUGUUUACAAAAAUAGUCGAAGAAAAACGCAACUUGUUUGAGAUUUUAGGAUUUACUGCAAAUAUUAAUAUUAACUACGAGGAUCCUCUGCCGAAACAGGUUUGUAGUGAAUGUGAGACGGUCAUGUGCAAGGCUGAUGCAUUUAAACGCCGUUGUCUUAACUCUGACACGAUUUUAAACGAGAUUUACCAAAAUUCUUUGAUCGUCGACGAUCCUUCUUUAAACGACAAGAAAUGCUCAAUAAAGGAUGAAAAUGGGGAUUUAGCUGAUAAAUUAAGCUCGUAUGUUACUUCUGAAGUUCCAAACACGGCAGAUUACGAUACACAAGAUCACUUUGACAAGAAAAAUGUUGUGGUACAUGAUACUUCGGUUUUUGCUGUUACUGGUGGUAAUUUCUGUGAACAAACUGACACUGGAGUAUCAGUACACCCUGAACAAUUGGUUAAAGAAGAGAUGAACCUUAAUUUUGAUGAAGAUAUAGGAUUUCCUGACCAUUAUGAUGAUGAAAUGCCAUGUACUACAUCUCCAAAUGAUUUGAAAGAACAAGCACCUGAAUAUUCAAUGUACAAAUGUCAAUGCGGCACAACAUUUCAAGAAAAAGACAAAUACGAAAGCCAUAAAAAGCAAAAAUGUAAAAAUAAGAAAGUUAUAAUUAAAAAAAAUAAAAUUGUAAGAAAAAAUAUUGAAUUCGGCUGUGGAGUAUGUAGUUCUAAUUUUAAUAAUUUGAAUGCUUUAAAACAACAUCAACAAGUACACUGUAACGAAAUUGAUACUAAGCCGCAAGUACAUAUUUGUAAAUUGUGCUUAGUCCCGUUCAAAACGAAGUCUGCGUUGAGUAGCCAUAUAAAAAAGCAUGAAAAAACUGUAAAUAGCAAGUCUGAAACUUACCAAUGCUCAUUUUGUUUACGGAAAUUUAAGAAUAAGUCUUCGUUGUCCACUCAUAUGCAACGCCAUGAACAGACGGACAGUAUAAAACAUACAUGCAAAGUGUGUAAGAGAGAAUUUAAGUACAAAGCUUAUUUAGAUAAUCAUAUUUCGACAAUGCAUUCAAGAAAGAACGGAAUUAGUUGCGAAUUGUGUGCUCAGAAUUUUCCCAGCGAAGAGAGUUUGGAGUUACACAGAGAUAGUCAUAAGAAUGAGAAAAAGCAUCGCUGUACGGUUUGCAAUAAAGGGUUUUUGAUGUUGUGUACUCUUAAAGAACAUAUGCGUACUCAUACGGGUGAGAAACCGUUCUUAUGUUCACAAUGCGGACGAGGGUUUAGUCAGAAAACUAACUUAGCGCAGCACAUGAGAAGGCAUCAGGGCUUGAAGCCGUUUAAAUGUGAAAAUUGUGAAAAAAGAUUCGUAUCCAAAGGUGAAUUGGACGCUCACAACAGGAAACACAGUGGAGCACACCCCUUCGUCUGUGAUGACUGUGGCAACGGCUUUACAACUUCAAGCGCUUUGGUCAAACACAGACGCAUACACACCGGAGAGAAACCCUACCAGUGUGACCUUUGCCCGAUGAGGUUUGCAGCUUCAGGGACUCUUAAAAACCACCGAAGAACUCAUACAGGUGAACGGCCUUUCCAAUGUUCGUACUGUGAGAAAGCUUUUGUGCAACGCAAUGAUUUGAUUUCUCAUAUCCGCUGUCAUACGGGUGAGAAACCUUAUAUUUGUAUGCAGUGUGGACAGUCGUUUAGGAAGGCUUCAGGGUUGAAGAGCCAUGUGAAGAUGCAUGUCAAGGAACCGGUGUUGAUGCCCGGUGUGAAUGCAAUGUUGAACGGUAUGCACUGUGCUGAGCAGUGAAUGGUGGGCAUAUUAUCACAUACCAGGGGGCUUGCUCUUGAAUCCAAUUCCGAUCCAUCGACAUUGGUAUUGUGUAAUUUCGUACUCUUGAGUUGCAACACUAGC
This is a messenger RNA of Spodoptera litura, 2039 nucleotides long. RefSeq lists its product as uncharacterized. Gene Ontology annotation, cellular component: nucleus. The record is from RefSeq and is a predicted model, not a curated record. Lineage: Eukaryota; Metazoa; Arthropoda; Insecta; Lepidoptera; Noctuidae. Gene Ontology annotation, molecular function: zinc ion binding. Gene Ontology annotation, biological process: regulation of gene expression.